AUAUUCAUGAUUCAAAGUGAAUACCUUAGGAUGUGCAUUUCCUCUGGCAAAAAUGGACUGGUUCUGCAGGACUGCCACCAGCCAACAAAGAAUAUGCUAUGGAAAUGGGUCUCGAAACGCCACCUCUUCAACUUAGGCAGCAGUUCCUGUCUGGGCUUGAACAUCAGGAACGAAGAACAGCCGCUAGGCCUGCAUGAAUGUGAUUCUCCACAUUCUUCCCUUUGGUGACACUGUAACAGAAAGCUGGUGGUUGGUGCUUCCCAGUACGCCCUGGGGAUCGAGAAUUACGACCUUGUUGUUGCCAGGAGGCAAUCAUCCCAUGAGUGGGUGCAAUACCUAUCAUACGGAGAUGGCAUUUGUGAGCAUCCAUUUCAAGAAUUAUAUACUAUUCAAGGAAAUUCACAAGGGAGACCUUGUGUUUUUCCAUUUCAGCACAACAACCAGUGGUUCUAUGAAUGCACUGAGGAGGGCAGGAAAGACAGACUUCUCUGGUGUGCCAUCACAAGUCACUAUGAGACAGAUCAAACAUUGGGAUUUUGCCCAGGUCCUGGUAAGUAUGGCUGUACAUUUUUGGGGGAGGAAGACCCAGACACAAACAUUUGUUAUCAAUUCAAUCUUUUCUCACUUCUCUCUUGGAAUGAGGCACGUCCUUCAUGUAAGAUGCAAGGAGGAGAUUUACUAAGUAUCACCCACGGGAAAGAAGAAAAUUUCAUAAGGAAAUUUCUUAUUAUUAAAGAAGUUACAAAAGUGUGGAUAGGCCUAAACCAACUGGAUGAAGUCCGCGGCUGGCAGUGGUCAGCUGGAACGCCCCUCGUAUAUUUAAAUUGGGAUCCAGAUGUAAAUUUUGACCCCUUUGUUCAGUAUCACUGCGGAACAUUCAAUUCACUGUUGUGGGAUAGCUGGCAAGAUCAUGACUGUGAAUCUCCAUUGCCUUAUGUUUGUAAAAAACAUUUAAACCAUACCAAACGUGAAUUACUUGAAGAAAAAAAUACCUGGAAAUAUUAUCCCACCCACUGUGAGCCACGCUGGCACCCUUAUAAUGGCAACUGCGACCGACUCCAGAAAGAAGAAAAGAACUGGAUGGCUGCUCUGCACUCUUGCCAGUCUAUUAAGAGCCAACUAAUAAAUAUGGCCUCAUUUGCAGAGGUGGAAUUCCUUGUAAAUCUUCUUAAAGAAGAAAAUGUUUCUGAAACUUGGAUUGGCUUGAGCAGCGGGAAGGGUCCGGUUUUCUUUAACUGGCCUGGUGGCUCCUCCGUUACCUUCACAUUAUGGUACAAACAACAGCCCAAUACUUUCCCAAAUGGAAGCAGACAAAACUCUAAAAUCAAUUCUGUCGUUUCUUUUUCCAAGGGUGGACGCUGGAAAGUCGGAAACCGUGAGGAAACAUUAUUUUACAUUUGCAAAAAUGCAGGGAAAGUGCUUUCUGAAACUAAAUCAGGAUGCCAGGAGGGAUGGGAAAGACAUGGUGGAUGUUGUUACAAAAUUGACCUUAUCCGUCAAAGUUUUGACCAGGCAUCCCAUGGCUAUUACUGUCCUCCUUCACUUGUAACAGUAACCAACAUGUUUGAACAGGCAUUUAUCACCAGUAUGAUCAGCAAUGUGGUAAAAACUGAGGAUGCACCAGUCAGCGUACACUGCCUGGGCACUUUUGGGCCAUCUCUGUGGUGUGGAUGGACAGGCAACAGUGACAGGAGUUCAUCUGUAGGCGACAGAGCAUGCACCAGCCACAAGUUAUUUGGCCACUUGUAUGCGCUGCCCAUAUGGACAGACCCUUGCCUAUGGGCAGAAGAAAGGCAGUUCUGGAUUGGAUUUAAUAAAAGAAAUCCAUUAUCAGGAGGAUCAUGGGAGUGGUCUGAUGGAACUCCAGUCAUCUCUUCAUUUUUAGAUGACAUGUAUAUUGAAGAAGAUGCUAGAAAUUGUGCCAUAUACCAAACAAAUAAAACUGUUUUGCCACUGUGCUGUGGUUCCAAGCGAGAAUGGAUAUGUAAACUACGAAAAGAUGUGAGACCGAUGAUUCCCAAAUGGUAUCAAUACGAUGGUCCAUGGUUAUUUCAUCACGGAACUAAAUACCUUUUCCACACCAGUGCUACUGAAUGGGCUAAUUUUGAGUUGGUCUGCCAGUUGCUCAACAGUAAUUUACUCACAAUUCAUUCGGCUGAGGAACAGGAAUUUAUCCAGAACAAAAUAAAAAUGCUAUCAAAAAGUGAUGUAAAUUGGUGGAUGGGACUGCACAAAAUGGGACCUAACAAUGGAUUCUGCCAGAAAGAUGGUUCACCAUUAAUAUACCAAAACUGGGACAUAGGAAGAGGAAGAUCUGGACAGAAUCCGAGACAGAGAUGUGGCUUCAUUUCAUCAGAAACAGGGCUUUGGGGUGAUGAAGAUUGCUCUGUUGCUAUGUCUAGCAUUUGUAAGCGUAAGAAAAUCUGGAUCACAGAGAAAGAUUUAUCAAAGCAACCACAUGGCCUAAGUCCCAAAGGAUGGCUGUAUUUUGGAUCUAAGUGUUUUCUGGUGGAAAUUCCGAAGGAUCCAAGCAAGCUGAAGAGUUGGAAGUCUGCUCAGGACUCCUGUGCUGAAGAAGACGGGGUUCUAGCAUCCAUUGAAAAUGAAGUAGAAUAAGCUUUCAUUACCAUGAAUCUUUUUGGACAGAAGGCUAAUGUUUCGAUAGGUUUACAGAACGGUGAUUAUGAAGAAUGGCUAAAUGGAAAGCAUGUAGCAUAUUCUAAUUGGUUGCCAGUUGACAUAAUAAAUAGUCAGAGUCAAAAUACUACCAAAUUACAAGAACAAGUUCAUCUCUGUGCUCUCUUAUCAAGUAACCCUAAUUUUCAUUUUAUGGGGAAAUGGUACUUAGAAGAUUGUGGAAAAGAAAAUUAUGGCUACAUCUGUGAAAAAAUGCAGGGUUUUAGUGGGGUUUUUGAGUUUGACCAAAUUGUUUAUAUUACUCUAGUGCUGACAUUUAACUGUGCUGAAAGUGAUAUCAUUGGCUUUACAAGCUUGGCUGAAACAACAUAUAACAUGGCAAACGUAAGGAAUGCAGCUCAGAAUGCAGCUCCACUCCAGAAUGAAAUACCCAGUAGCCUAUGGCUACUCACUUACCGUAACUCUGGAGACUUUCUGAUAGCAUCACAGCAACAGCUGGGGUUCACAUUGAAUCCAUGUCCUUCAGUUUCUAUUGCUCUUCAGCAACAGAAAAAGUCAUUGAGCACUAGUGUCCAGAGUGCAGAACUCAAGGGAGCACACUCGCUGAUUUACAAAGCCAACAGAAGGCUUCACGAAGCUUACAUGAUUCUUCUUUCUACCUUAUGGCCCAUCUUGGGCACUGGGAAACUCAUCCGCCAUGCUCUUGCUUCCCUAACCCUACGGUCUUCCUGCGGAUCGCCUCACGGGUGUGUUGGGAAGCGGGUCCCUGUCGCAAACACUCAGGCCUGCAAGGCUUUUCCGAGUCUUGAGUUGGGUUUCCGUCGCUGUGAGGGACCUGCUGAGUCCCGGAGAAGCCCGGGUUUCCCCAAAACGCUGCCCACAGGCCCCUCAGGCGCGCGUCCUGUCAUCUUAUUGCCUUCUCGUGGACGCGAGGGAUUCCCGCCCCCGCGGGGGGGGGGGAGGCGGAGCUCGACGCCUGAUUGGCCGGAGCCCCGCAGGGGGCGGAGCCCGGGCGGCCCCUCGGAGGUCAAAGGGGUUGGCGCGCGCCGGGGCUCGUGCAGUGGCUGCCCCGGGGGCGGGAUGGGGGCGCGCGCGUGCCGCUGGGCCCGGCUGCUGUGCGUCCUGGCCGCCUGCGGCUGCCGCCAGGGGGCGCCCUCCGAGCCCAAAGAAAAUGGUCCCUUUACCAUUCUCCAUGAAAACACCCACAAGUGCCUCCAAGUUAAGAAUGGAUGGGUGGUAUCAGUGGAGUGCACAAAGGCAAAUGAUCUGCUAUGGAAAUGGGUAUCUCAUUACCGCCUCUUUCACCUGGAAUCUCAGAAGUGCCUUGGACUGGAUAAUACCAAAGCGAAAGGUUAUGUGAAAAUGUUCACCUGUGACUCCAGUGUAAUGUUGUGGUGGAAGUGUGACCUGGGCUUUGUCCAUGGCGCUAACCAGCUCGGACUGAUUUUGAAGAAUGGGAUUCUGACCACGAGUGCCAGUUUAUCCGAUUCCUGGAAGAAAGGGGAUUCCGAUGAAAAUCUUUGUGACCGCCAUUACCUUGAAAUAUAUACUCAGAAUGGGAACUCGUACGGAAAACCUUGUGAAUUCCCAUUCUUGCAUAAUGGAAUAUGGCAUCAUGACUGCAUUGCUGGGGGUGAUCAAGAAGGCUUAUGGUGUGGCACAAGUAUAAAUUAUGAUGAUGACAGAGAAUGGGGAAUCUGUUUAAAACCAGAGAGUGGUUGUGAAGUUAACUGGGAAAAGAAUCCACAGCUUGGAAAUUGCUACCAGAUUAAUACCCAGACAGCUCUUUCAUGGAAAAAUGCUUAUCUCUCAUGUCAAAGUCAAGGAGCAGACUUGCUGAGCAUUGGCAGUGUUGCUGAAUUAAAUUACCUUGUGGAGAAGGAUAGCAUUCCUAGAGCUUUCUGGCUUGGCUUAAAUCAACUGGAUUCUUCUGGAGGCUGGGAAUGGUCUGAUCAUACUCCUUUAAAUUUUCUUAACUGGAGUCCAGAGAUGCCUGGUCCACCCACCGUAGGAAGUUCAAGUUGUGCAAAAAUGACUGCAAAAUCAAGAGAGUGGCAAAGUUUCCCAUGUGGUGCUGUACUUUCCUAUAUUUGCAAAAAGCCACUCAACAAUACACUGGAGUUACCAGAUGUUUGGACGUAUGUGGAAACACGCUGUGACUUGGAUUGGCUGCCCAGCAACGGAUUCUGCUAUCUGAUGGUAAACAAAAGUGAUUCCUGGGAUAAUGCAAAUGCAGGAUGCCAAGAGAAAGGCAGUAACCUAAUCAGCAUUCACUCCUUAGCAGAUGUUGAAUUUAUUAUUCAAAAGCUUCAUAAAGAUACCCAUGAAGAAAUCUGGACAGGCUUCAAGAGCAAGACCAUACCGACUGAAUUUCAGUGGUCAGAUGAUUCUGAAGUGACUUUUACUUACUGGGAUCAUAAUGAGCCAAAUAUUGCCUACAGUAGCACUCCAAACUGUGUUAGCUAUUCAGGAAAGUUAGGUAGGUGGAGAGUUCACCCCUGUGGAGAAAAACUUAAAUAUGGGUGCAAGAAAAAAGGAGAGAAUGUCAGUGAAACCCUAUAUGAUAAAGAAUGUCCUCAAGAGACGGGUUGGAAAAGACAUGGGGAGGCCUGUUACAAGAUUUAUGAAAACAAAGUUCCUUUUGGAACCAUUUGCAAUCUUACAAUAACCAGCAGAUUUGAGCAAGAAUAUUUAAACAGUAUAAUUAAAAAAUAUAGCAAAGCUGGAGGAAACUACUUUUGGACUGGCUUGAGAGAUGCAGACUCUCAAGGAGAGUAUAAUUGGGCAAAUGUAGGUAGAAGCCCAAAUGUAGCCUACGUAAACUGGAAUACUCUUCAACCAGCUUCACCAGGUGGAUGUGUGGCAAUGUCAAGUGGAGUGUCUCUUGGAAAAUGGGAGGUCAAAAACUGUGAAAGUUUCAGAGCACUUUCCAUUUGCAAGAAAAGAAUUGGGCCCCCAGAAAAAGAAACCCUUAUUAAUGUUGAUGCUCCCUGCCCUGAUGGCUGGAAAGGUUUUCCCUCAAGUCAUUCUUGCUACAGGUUUUUUCACAAGAAUAGAAUCCUGAAAAAAAGGACAUGGGAAGAAGCUGAAGAAUUCUGCCAAGCUCUGGGGGCACAUCUUCCUAGCUUCACCCACAGUGAGGAAAUAAAGGCAUUUCACAAGCUCCUACAAGCUCAGCUGAGUGCCUCACGUUGGAUAUGGAUAGGAUUGAAUCAGAGGAGUCCUGAUUACCAGGGAUCCUGGCAGUGGAGUGACAAUUCACCUAUGUCUUCAUUUGUUAUCCCUCCUGAGUUCCAAGAAAAUUAUGAUGUCAGAGAUUGUGCUGCCUUCAUGGUUGGUUACCGAGAGGUCAGGCAUCCGAUCUUUGUCUGGGCUCACUUUGUAGAAGAGUUGGGCCUUCUGUUGAAACCUUUUGCUUGUGACAUAAAGCUUGAAUGGGCAUGCCAAAUACCCAAAGGCCAAAUGCCAGAGACGCCAGUUUGGUUUGUUCCAGGUAGUGGAAGAAUUAAUGGACGACCUGUUCUUACUAUUGAAGAAACGGAGUACUGGUUUGUUGUUGAACCUCGCUUAAACUUUGAAGAAGCGUUAAUAUAUUGUACUAGAAAUGAAAGUUCCCUUGCUUCUUUCAACUCUUUUGCGGAUAUGCAAGCCAUCAGACGUGAAAUACAAAAUAUUUCUGGGGAUGAACAGAAAUGGUGGGCACAACUUUCCUUUAAAUCACCUUAUUCAUACUUUCAUUCGAUAUAUAACUAUCAUGAUGAUUAUGAGGAUGGAUGUUGGUACAUCACUUCAAGAUCAUAUAGAGAUUAUCAUAAAAAAAUCAACUGUGGUACCCAGCUGCCUUUCAUAUGUGAAAAAACAAAUGCAUCUCUGUUGGAAAAAUACAUCCCAGGACCUGAAGCUAAAAAGCCAUGCCCUGCAAAAUGGAGCCCAUUUAAAAACAAGUGCUUUCUUAAGGUGAAGAACCAGAACUUGACAUACGCGAAAGCAAACGAUAUUUGUACUUCCUAUGGUGGGACUCUUCCUUCAGUCCUGAGCCAGAGUGAACAAGACUUUAUUACACUGCUACUUCCUGACCUAGAGCAAAAGUUUUGGAUUGGUCUGAAAGAUUAUAGGCCUAGGAUGAGACAGAAAUGGAUCGAUGGACAGGAGCUCAACUAUAAAAACUUCCACCCGUUAUUGAAGGGCAGAGAGCACACUAUACCAUUUUUUCUUGACCUAUGUACUGUAAUGCUGAAUCUUGGGGAUUCACCUUUUACUGGGACUUGGAAUUUCACUGAAUGUAGUACAGUGCACACACUCUCCCUGUGUCAGAGGUAUUCAGAGGUUCAAGACAACCAGACCCAGAAGAAUGUUUCAGAAACUAUGAAAUUUCAAGAUCAUCUAUAUAAAGUAAUCCUGAAGAAUUUGAGCUGGUAUGAUGCUCAAGAGGAGUGCCUCAGUGAUAACAUGCAGCUAGUUAGCAUCACAGAUCCCUAUCAGCAGGCUUUUCUCUCAGUGCAGGCUGCCCUUCUUAGCUCCCCUCUGUGGAUUGGACUCUACAGCAUAAAUAGUAAUCUUGACUUUAGGUGGUCAGAUGGAAAGCAUGUGGAUUUCAGUCGCUGGUUUGAAGAUAGUGACCAAUUGCUUGAUGACUGUGCAAUUUUGGACCCUGGAGGAUUCUGGAAAACCUCUGACUGUGAAAGUGAACAGCCUGGUGCUAUCUGCUACUUUCCAGGAAAAAAUGAAGAAAAAGUGAAGCAAGUUGAAACGGUUAGAUGUCCACGUGCUGUCUUAAAUACCCCUUGGAUACCUUUUCGGAACAGUUGUUACAGUUUCAUGAUUGCACAGGAUAGAUAUAUUGAACAAACUACUGCUCAAAUGCACAUUAAAUGCCAAAAAAUGAACCCAAGUGCACACGUUCUGAGCAUUCGAGACGAACACGAGAAUUCCUUUGUCCAGAAACAACUUCAAACUUUCCACUCUCUUGCUUUAUGGGUAGUGUUGGGUGCAACUUAUUAUAAUAAUUCUCUAAUAUGGUCUGAUAUGACUAGGAUGACCUACACAAACUGGCAAGCGGGGAGGCCGACUGUAAAAAACAACAGGUUUUUGGCUGGCUUGAAUCUUGAUGGUUUAUGGGAUAUUUUCCCUUAUGACAGAGACAUCCUUUAUUUUCAUCAACAUAGCAUUCAAGCAUGUAAAAUUGAAAUGGGUGAUGCCAGAGAAGAAUUCAAUUAUACUCUGCCGCAACUAAUACCGUAUGGUGACUCUACGUAUAAUGUUGUUGCAAAAAAACUAUCAUGGUACAAAGCUUUGCAAAUAUGCCAACAAAAUGGAGGAGACUUGGCAAGUGUGCAUGAUAAAAAUGGGAGUCUCUUUCUAGAAGAUAUUGUAAGACGUGAUGGGUUUCCGCUGUGGGUUGGACUUUCAAAUCACGAUGGAACUGGAUCCAAUUUUGAAUGGUCUGAUGGGAGUGCGUUUGACUACAUCCCAUGGAAAAAUAAGCUCCAUCCUGGAAACUGUAUUUCUCUGGAUCCUAAAGGAAUAUGGAAAUGUGAAAAUUGUGAUUCCAUUAUGGAUGGUGCUAUCUGUUAUCGAAAGUCUCCCAAAACUAAACAGGCACAAGAGCUCACACCUGAUUCUGGAUGCUCAAAGACUAAAGAGAGCCAAUGGUUUCGCUAUAAAGAGCAUUGUUAUACAUUUGACAAAGCUUUGCAUGGGUUCUCAGAAGCUAAAAUGUUCUGCCAAAACAUUGAUCCUCAAGCCACCAUUGUUUCUAUAGAGGAUGAAGAUGAGAAUAAAUUUGUCAGCAAGCUGAUCAGGGAAAACAAAAACAUCACUAUGAGAGUGUGGCUUGGGUUAUCACGACACUCUUCUGAUCGGUCUUGGCGUUGGUUGGAUGGUUCCGUGGCCCAGUAUGUGAAAUGGCAAAAGAAAACCACCAGUGCUGGUGGAAACUGUAGCAUUCUUCUGGCCACAAGUGAAGCUUGGAAUAAAGUUGAAUGUGAUCAAGGGUAUGGAAGAGUGGUUUGUAAAAAAUCCGUGGGAACUACCUUCAUAGGAGUGGCUGUAGCAUUUGUGGUGAUAACUCUUCUAGCACUCAUGGGAGGACUGAUUUGGUACCUCUACAAAAAAAAUCACCUGCACUGGACUGGCUUCACUUCAGUGCGCUAUGAGCCGGGCGGGAAUGAAGAUGAUACUGAAGUGUUUACGUCGUUCAAUGACUGAGUGUUUCUAAAAGUUGUCCCAAUAGAGAAGAAAUGCGUUAGUUAAAAGUUCCAAGAACAAAGCCAUGAAGCACAAGACUGAUCCAAGAGCCUUAGCAAUCUUGACUAUUCUUGUUGUGAUUUGCUGCCUGUUUAUAAGAGCUGAGAAGAUGGUGUGUUCUACUCUCUGAUCGUAAGAAAUUAUUUUAAAAUUGAAACUGCAAGAUUUACAAAUUACUACUCAUUUAAUGGUAGAGGACUCUUGAAUGCUUUACUGUGAACUUUAUAACAUCACCUCCAUUCCUUCCUGAGAUAACCAAUGGAUGUGCUUAUUUUGUAUAAACUUUUAACUCCUGAAUUUAUAUUUGCACUAUUAAAAAAUUUUUGUAUACAUUCUGAAGAUAAAACUUAAUUUUAAUCUUACUCCCAGGACCCUUGAAUUGUGAAACUAUACAAAUUUGCCUUUUUAAAAAUAUUUCACCAAUGUCUUCCAGUACCUUUAAUGGAAUAAUCACUACAGUACCUUUAAUCUACCAGACUCCUUUCCUUGUCAUGUGAACUGAACUAUAUGACGUCUUAACUUAUUUUUCAAAGACCUAGGGCCAAUUUACUGUUUUAGGGAGUGCAGAUAUUUAAAACAGAGUACUUUAAUAAAGAGGU
Molecule: messenger RNA, 9482 nt
Organism: Tachyglossus aculeatus (Australian echidna)
Lineage: Eukaryota; Metazoa; Chordata; Mammalia; Monotremata; Tachyglossidae
Gene: LY75
Product: lymphocyte antigen 75
Exons: 62
Molecular function (GO): protein binding; signaling receptor activity
Source: RefSeq, a predicted model, not a curated record